AUGAGAAACGAUAAUGCUGAAACCAAACAUUUAUCAUCAUCAUCAUCAUCAAAAUUGUUCUCAAUUGAUUUUAAAUUCAGUGAUAGAUGCUUUCAGUUCAACACUCAACACAAUGUUGUGGCUCUUUUGCCAACACAGCAGAGUAGUUUAAAGUUAUUUUAUCUAAUGAUUGCAGAUAUGCAAAAACUAUCAACAUAUCGAAAAAGCUCAAAAAAUCUCACAACUAACAAAACAACAAAAGCUGAAAGUCAAACUUUAUAUUAA
This is a messenger RNA of Clunio marinus, 264 nucleotides long. The record is from the annotation of a GenBank genome assembly. NCBI's taxonomy places the organism in Eukaryota, Metazoa, Arthropoda, Insecta, Diptera, Chironomidae.